This is a messenger RNA of Plodia interpunctella (Indianmeal moth), 3361 nucleotides long. RefSeq names its product Glycerophosphate oxidase 1 (gene Gpo1). Gene Ontology annotation, cellular component: mitochondrion; glycerol-3-phosphate dehydrogenase (FAD) complex. The record is from RefSeq and is a predicted model, not a curated record. Bases 354 to 2513 code for a protein of 719 amino acids. Gene Ontology annotation, molecular function: calcium ion binding; glycerol-3-phosphate dehydrogenase (quinone) activity. The transcript is spliced from 16 exons. Lineage: Eukaryota; Metazoa; Arthropoda; Insecta; Lepidoptera; Pyralidae. Gene Ontology annotation, biological process: glycerol-3-phosphate metabolic process.
CGAGUGGGAAUCUCGGAUCGACGGAACAAAAACUCAGCUGGGUUCGGUCAGUCAGUAGGUCGUGCUUUUACCGGGCAUGAGGCGCGCCCGGUUGCGCGUUAUAAUCAUUUACGUACGAUUAGCUAACUCAUUUAGUUAACAGUAAUAUAGUGUUAUUACACUUAAAAUAAACUACAAAUAGUGAUGGAUCUAAAUAGUGUAUAAUUUAAACAAAUUUCCAUACAAAUAUUAGGUCUAAACACGCGUGAAUUGUAACAGUCCGCUAACGUCCUUGCACAUUAAAUUUAGUUUUUGUUUAUUGUAAAUUACAGUUAAUGAUUUUACAAGGUGUUUUCCUUCGAUCAUAAAAGACAAUGUCGCGAAGAAGAGUAAUAAUAGGCGGCGCAGGAGUCGCCGGUGCAGCGAUAGCAGCGUGGGCACUCUCGGCGGAUGAUUCACUUGCCAACUGGUAUAAACCCACAGUCGCGGCCAGGACAGAGCGCAAGAAGCGCCCCCUACCGUCGAGAGCGGAGCAGGUAGCAGCUUUACAAGCUGGCCACCAGUACGACAUCCUCAUCAUCGGAGGGGGCGCCACAGGCGUCGGCUGCGCGCUGGAUGCCACCACCAGAGGGCUCCGCACAGCUCUGGUCGAGAAGGACGACUUCGCCAGCGGCACUUCGAGCAGGAGCACCAAGUUGAUCCACGGCGGCGUGCGGUACCUGCAAAAAGCUAUUAUGCAGCUCGACUAUGAACAGUACAAAAUGGUGAAGGAGGCGUUACACGAACGAGCGAAUAUGUUGGAAGUCGCGCCGCAUCUAACGCGGCCGUUGCCUAUUUUAUUACCAGUGUAUAAAUGGUGGCAAGUCCCCUACUACUGGUUCGGCAUAAAGAUGUACGACUUGGUGGCUGGCGACCGAAACGUCAAGAGUUCCUACUACUUGUCCAAAAAGAACACCCUCGAAUUGUUCCCUAUGUUGAAAUCUGACAACCUUUGCGGAGGCAUCGUAUAUUAUGAUGGUCAGCAAGACGACGCACGUAUGAACCUAGCUAUCGCGCUUACGGCCGCCCGCCACGGGUGCACCAUCGCCAACCACAUCAGUGUCACGCAACUUUACAAGACCGCCGGGAAACUUAGCGGCGCUCGAGUGAAGGACGAGAUGACUGGCAAGGAGUGGGACGUGAAAGCCAAAUGCAUCAUCAACGCGACCGGCCCCUUCACAGACAGCAUCCGCAGGAUGGACGAACCCACCGUCAAGGAGAUCUGCUGCCCGUCCUCCGGCGUCCACAUCGUGUUGCCAGGAUACUACAGUCCAGAACAUAUGGGCCUGCUGGACCCCGCGACGUCCGACGGCCGUGUCAUCUUCUUCCUGCCGUGGCUGAAGGGGACCAUCGCGGGCACCACGGACCUGCCGUGCCAGGUCACGCACAACCCCAAGCCCACUGAAGACGAGAUUCAGUUCAUUCUGACCGAAGUCAAGAAUUAUUUGAAUCCAGAUGUUGAAGUCCGGCGCGGCGACGUGCUGUCGGCGUGGUCGGGCAUCCGGCCGCUGGUGUCGGACCCGAACAAGGAGGACACGCAGUCGCUGGCGCGCAACCACAUCGUGCACGUGUCGGGCUCCGGGCUCGUCACCAUCGCGGGCGGCAAGUGGACCACCUACCGCGCCAUGGCGGCCGAGACCAUUGAUGCUGCUAUCCAGAGUGCUAAUCUGAAACCCCUGUAUCGCGAUUGCCAGACCGACGGAUUUUUGAUCGAAGGCGCGCACGGAUGGACCCCUACUAUGUAUAUCAGAUUAGUACAGGACUUCGGACUCGAAAUGGAGGUAGCACAACACUUAGCGAAAUCGUACGGCGACCGCGCGUUUGCAGUGGCCAAGAUGGCCGCCAUGACAGGCAAGCGCUGGCCAAUCAUCGGCAAGAAAAUGCAUCCCGAGUUCCCGUACAUUGACGCUGAAAUCAGAUACGGCGUCCGCGAGUACGCGUGCACGGCCAUAGACAUGAUCGCGCGGCGCCUGCGGCUGGCCUUCCUCAACGUGCAGGCGGCGGCCGAGGCGCUGCCCGCCAUCGUCGACAUCAUGGCCGAGGAGCUCAAUUGGAACGACGCUGAGAAGAAGCGACAAAUCCAAUUAGCCAGCGAAUUCUUGGCCAACGAGAUGGGCCAGAUGGUGAACCGUGCCAGCCGCGACAAGAUUCCCAUCAACCUCAGCAAGGACGAGAUCCAGACCUACAUCAAGCGGUUCCAGAUCAUAGACAAGGACAGGAAGGGCUUCGUCUCCAUCAACGAUAUCAGGAGAAGUCUCAAGAGCAUGGGUUUGAAGCCAAGCCACGAGGAAAUUAGCGCUAUUCUCUCAGAAAUUGAUGUCACUUACAACGGCCAACUGGAAAUUCAAGAUUAUCUGCAGAUGAUGUCGGCCAUCAAGUCUGGUCACGUGGCGUACUCCCGAUUCGCGAGGAUGGCGGAGAUGGAGGAGGAGCAUCAUGAGAAGGAGGUCCUCAAGAAGAAGAUCUCAGUCGAAAGGAGUGGAGGUGGCUUGUAAAUGCCUCGAUAAACAUGAAACUCACUCGCAACAACAUAUAGAUAUUAAGCAAGCAGUACACAAAUAACCUGUCCGAAGUAUUAUUUCCUAAGAAAAUGUACAACAUAUUUUUUUUUAUUUAACGAAAUAACCUGUAAUAAUUAAUUUUAAGCCUCCCAAAUAUCUAUUUAAGUAACAAAAAUAUACAUUUUCAAAUCACUUAUCGAGAUAUUUAACUCGAAUAAUUAUUAUUUUUUAACACUUGAAGAAUUGAAGAUUAUGGCGCGUUCCCAUUGCUGAGUCGCGCUCUGUUGCGACGACGCAAUACGUUGUAGCUCUGUCGUGCUCCGUUGUUAUAGGGUUUCGCACUGACGUGAGUUGACAUACGUCGAAACUUCAUACAAUAUGUUCUACGUUCUUCUGUGUUGUUUCGUCGACGGAUGUCAACAUGACGGAGGACGUCGCAGCGCAACUGAGCAAUGGAAACUCGCUCUAAAUGUAAUAGAUUAUCAAUGUAAGAAUUAUAUGUUAAUUUAUUACAAAAUCUUACAAGGAAUAUUAGUUAAUAAGUAGUAACAUUUGAAUAUAAUUUGGUUGUAAAAAUCAAAGCUCAUUAGUGAUAUUUAAAAUUCUAUUUUUCUUAUUAAUUUUAUGUAUUAUAUAUUUUGUUUGAAUUGGACAUGAGUGUACUAGAUUCUAUAUCAUAAUUCACUGAUUGAAUAAAGCACAAUGCUAUGAAACGACCCAUCUGACCGAUCAUAAUUGUAAAAAGACACUAAUUUAAAAUCAUUUUCCUAUCAAAAUUUGGUAAAAUUAUAGUUGUAAUUCUUAAAUACUUUGAUUGUGCAAUAAAAUGAGAUUAAAUCAUA